ACCGCUAUGGCGUCUUUGAGGCAUUACUGCAAACACAAUUACGCAAAGCAGCGGCGAUCGAAGCGGAGAUGGAGGACGUUCUCACGGAGACGCCGCCGCCCUCUCGAUUCUUCCGAGAAGACCUUGACAACUUCGCCUCUCCGCCUCCGUCUCUCCCGCCACCUCUUCUCCUCCUGAACCCCAACUCCAGUUCAGACCACCUCCGUCCUCCCCUCCUCAUCAUCGCUCUUUCCUCCCCCUCCUUGGCCGUCCUCCAUCGGAUCCCCCACAAGGUCCUCAUCGGUGCCCUAAUCCUUCCGGAGAUUCCCCUCGCUGGCAACUCCCUUGAGCCCUCCGCACGCGAUCGCUCUUGCUAUGUCUACGCCGGAGAAAGUCAAGUCCUCGUCUCUGUUCAGCUCCCUGUUGCGGCCGAAAGGGCCCGUGCUGUUGCAAAAUCGCUGCUCGGGGGGAUCCAGGCGGAGAGGGUUUUGAUCUUAGACUCGAUCCGGAGCCAGAACUACAGGGAGAGGUUAGCCGUGGACGAAACCCUGGCUUUUAAGCUGGAGACGGUAGAGGAGAGAAAUGCCGAGCAGCAUCUGGUGCGAGGAUUGGAUUACUUUCCGUCCGGGAGCGUGAUGGAUGGCCUAGGGGCUGCCAUCAUCGCGGAAUGCCAGAUGAGGAGGGCAAAGGGCACUUUGGUGGCGACAUGGCCCGCUAGUGCUCGAUCUGCUGAAAUGACAAUGUUUGGGUCGUUGUUGAAGGAUUUGGGAUUUCCUAUGAGUGAGUCUGACGGCAAUGAUGACUUCGUUGCUGGGUACUCAGGUUCUUCUCGGUACGAUUCAGAUUUAUAUACCUGACAGAGCCCUCUCUCGUUUGAUGUUGCUACAACCAGUUGCGGGGUAUCAUUCCACAAUGUGCAAGGAUCCGGAUGUAUGAUGCAAGGCAUUGUAUGGAAUUUCUGUAAUGAAUAUGCUUGCAUUUUCUUUAAUGCAUACAGAGGAAUAUGUAUUGUCAGGCUUGAAUUUUGAUAUUUUGAGGAAAUUUUUACCAUGAAAUGUACUAUGAUUUCUUAAUGAUAUUGCUUGAUUUUCUGUGGUAUCACCAUA
Molecule: messenger RNA, 1085 nt
Organism: Zingiber officinale
Lineage: Eukaryota; Viridiplantae; Streptophyta; Magnoliopsida; Zingiberales; Zingiberaceae
Exons: 2
Coding region: 69-836 (255 amino acids)
Source: RefSeq, a predicted model, not a curated record